Messenger RNA from Populus nigra (black poplar), 1785 nucleotides. Its product is annotated as mitochondrial metalloendopeptidase OMA1. Gene Ontology annotation, cellular component: membrane. Lineage: Eukaryota; Viridiplantae; Streptophyta; Magnoliopsida; Malpighiales; Salicaceae. The transcript has 3 exons. The record is from RefSeq and is a predicted model, not a curated record. Bases 191 to 1543 code for a protein of 450 amino acids. Gene Ontology annotation, molecular function: metalloendopeptidase activity.
ACCGUUUCACCAUCUCCACGGUCACAACGUUUAUUAUACACACUCAAACUUCCAGACCCGUCUUCAACAGCCAGUGCCCAAGCAAACAGCCCGACACGACGCAAAACAAACGACUCACAACAUAAAAAACACGCAACUCCGUGACUUGAUGAAUCUCUUGCCAUAAAGUUUUGAUCUUGAUCAAGAAAUCAUGGGGUGUUACAGGAAAGCAAAACUAGCUCUUGAUGCUUUGACAAGCUACACGUCGAAGAUUGUUACAAGACCUUCAGUUGAAGAAUCAGCUUUCUCAAGAAUUUAUCAAGAUGGGUCUUUGAGUUCUGCUUCAAAUCCAGUUAAGUUUUCUGGGUUCUCAAAAAGUUGUAAUUUUUAUCAAAGAUUGGGGUCUGGUUCUCAAAUGGGUGUUAAUAAAAUUAAUUAUAAUCCUUUUCUUGGUAAUGGUAUUGGUGCAAAGAGAUUUUAUUAUGUUGAUAGGUAUCGUGUACAACAUUUUAAGCCUAGAGGGCCUAAGAGGUGGUUUAGGAAUCCAAGAACUGUUUUGAUUGUUGUUUUGGUUGGUUCUGGUGCUUUUAUUACUGUUUAUUAUGGUAAUUUAGAGACUGUACCUUAUACAAAAAGAAGGCAUUUUGUGCUUUUGUCAAAGACAAUGGAGAGGAAGAUGGGUGAGACUCAAUUUGAGCAAAUGAAAGCGGCUUUUAAGGGGAAGAUAUUGCCUGCAUUACACCCUGAAAGUGUUAGGAUGCGUUUGAUUGCACAGGAUAUUAUUGAUGCUUUGCAAAGAGGGUUGAAGCGUGAGCAAGUUUGGAGUGAUAUGGGGUAUGCAUCGCAGGAGAGUGAUAUGGCGCAUGAGGCAAGUGCUCAUGAGACUUUGAAGGCUUUGAGUGAGAGAGAAGAGAAAAUUGAGGGGAAGUGGUAUAAAGAAGAUGAAAUUCUUGAUGAUAAUUGGGUUCAACAAUGUAGAAAGAAAGAGAAAGGGUUGAAGGCAGAUGCUUCACAUCUGGAUGGAUUGAAUUGGGAGAUCUUGGUUGUUAAUGAGCCUGUUGUUAAUGCUUUUUGUUUGCCAGGGGGGAAGAUUGUUGUGUUUACUGGAUUGCUUGAGCAUUUUAGAACUGAUGCAGAGAUAGCUACCAUUAUUGGGCACGAGGUCGGGCAUGCUGUGGCACGACAUGCAGCAGAAGGAAUCACAAAGAAUUUGUGGGUUGCCAUUUUGCAACUCAUUUUGUACCAGUUUAUCAUGCCUGAUAUUGCAAAUGCAAUGUCGGUUCUGUUUUUGAGGCUACCUUUCUCCCGAAGGAUGGAGAUUGAAGCAGAUUACGUCGGGUUAUUAUUGAUGGCUUCUGCAGGAUAUGAUCCUCGCAUAGCACCUAGAGUGUAUGAAAAAUUGGGAAAGCUCACCGGAGAUUCAGCACUCAGAGAUUAUCUUUCUACCCAUCCAUCUGGAAAGCGGAGAGCUCAAUUGCUUGCCCAAGCUCAAGUCAUGGAAGAAGCACUUCAUAUUUACAGAGACAGGAUAGCAGGACGUGGGGGUGAAGGUUUUUUCCUUUAAAGCAGCACCAAUCUCCAGUAGGUAUACACUGGAAGUUGCAGCUGGGAAAGAACAGAGCCUCACUUUUGAUAUGCUUCUCUCUCACCUUACAGUGCAAGGCUAAGCUUGCGAGUUGAUCUUCUUUUCAUCCUGAACCCUUUCUUGUAUUUCUGGCAACUGUAAUUACCAUCCAUUACAUGAGGAUAAAUAGCUUUGUAUUGAUUCCUUACCUUUUCUUUGUGAUCUGAUAUAAGUUUCUUAUA